Messenger RNA from Strongyloides ratti, 4767 nucleotides. RefSeq names its product Phosphatidylinositol phosphate 5-kinase type III. Lineage: Eukaryota; Metazoa; Nematoda; Chromadorea; Rhabditida; Strongyloididae. Gene Ontology annotation, biological process: phosphatidylinositol phosphate biosynthetic process. The transcript has 2 exons. Gene Ontology annotation, molecular function: 1-phosphatidylinositol-3-phosphate 5-kinase activity; metal ion binding; ATP binding. Gene Ontology annotation, cellular component: endosome membrane. The record is from RefSeq and is a predicted model, not a curated record. Bases 1 to 4767 code for a protein of 1588 amino acids.
AUGUCAGAUUUUAAAGAUGAAGAUACUUUUACAUUUUUUACACCUUUAAGGGAAGAAAAUGAUGAUGUUUCAAAGAAUGACCAAUCAUCUUUAUUAGUUGGGUUGUUUAAUAAAUUUUUCAAAACAAAUACUCAAGUAAAUCAAACUUUUAAUAAUACGAAGAUCAAUAAUAGUAAUACAUCUUCAAUUACCGAAAAUAGUGAAAAUGAUAUAAACAAUAAAAAAGAUAGUUUAACAAAUGUAUCUCUUGCAGAUGAUGCAAUGGAAGUUCUUGUUAUAGAUAAAAAUUUAGAAAAAAAAAAUGAUCAAUUAAAAAAAUAUGAUCAAUCUGAAUUUAAACGUUAUUGGGUACCUGAUUCAACGGGAAAAGAAUGUUAUGAAUGUCAUGAAAAAUUUAAUGCCUUCCGUAGAAAACACCAUUGUCGUAUUUGUGGUCAGAUAUUUUGUGCCAAAUGUACCAAUAAUACUGUUGAUGGUGCUGUACUAGGAUAUAGGGAAUUCCUUCGUGUCUGUAAUUAUUGUAAAAAAAAUAUUAAACCUAAUGAUAAACAUUUUCAAAAAAAUGGUUAUGAUUCUGAUGAAGAAUGUAUAUUAAAAUAUAAUGAUGAUAAAACAUUUAGAAAUACAAAUGAUAAAAAAAUUUAUGAACUUUCUCAAAAAAUUACUGAAUCUGCCUUUGAACCAACGAAUAAUGUUAGUUCUGUUUCAAUGAAUUUUCCUUUAUUUAAAAAAAAUGAUGAUGGAAAGAAUAAUGUUGCAAAUUUUAGUACAUCUAAUGAUAUUACAUCUUUUCAACCAACAAAUAUUGCAUGUGAAAAACAAUUACCAACAUUUUUAAAUAUUGAUGAUUUGGCAAGAAAUUCCAUUGAAACAGAUUAUACAAAUUCUGUUGUUGUUGCAACAAAUUUUAAAAAUAUACAACGUAAAGAGGAUUCUUUAUUGGGUACAAGUGAUAAUAAUGAACCAGAAUGGGUUAAAAAUAUAGAAUUAUCCAAUUCUAGUAAUCAAUCUGAAAGUAAACAAACUUCAGAUAGUAAUCCUAGUUCUUUUAAUGAACAAAAAUUAUUUAAUACCUGGAAUGUAUUAAAUAGUUCAAAUAAUUUAAAUGAAAAAAAUAACUUAUCCACCAAUAAUGAGAUGCCCCUUAAUUUAAAAGAUGCUUUUGAUAAAAAAUUAAAUGAUUUUUUAGAUGUAUUGUUAGAAAAAGAACAAAUAGAUAAAACAAAAUGGAAAACAUUACUUUGGAAAUUAUCUAAAGAGAUAAAUGAUACUGUAGAAGUUGAUGUUCGAAAUAAGGGUGAUAAUAUGAGUAUUUUAAAAUAUGUUCAUAUAAAAAAAUUUUGUUGUAAUGUUUCAAAACCAUCAGCAAAAUUAAUUAAUGGAAUUGUAUGUUCAAAAAGUGUUGCUCAUGCAAAUAUGGCCACAAAAAUUUAUAAUGGAUCUGUUAUGAUGUUAAGUGGUAGUAUUGAGUAUGAACGUGUAACAGAUAAAUUAUCUUUUAUAGAUCAUAUUUUACAACAGGAACGAGGGUAUUUAUCAAAUCAGGUUGAUAGAAUUGUUUCACGUCUACCAUCAAUAUUAGUAGUUGAAAAUUCAGUGGCAUAUGUUGCAUUAGAUAUGCUUCUUGAUAAUAAUAUUUGCCUUAUUCAUAAUACAAAACCUAAGAUUAUGAAAAGAAUUGCCCGAAUUGUUGGUUCUGAUGUUUUACCUGCUUUUGAUGCACAAAUAUUAAAUCAGCGUAUUGGAUAUGUAUAUCAUUUUUCACAAGAACAUAUUUUAUUAAGAGAUGGAAAAAUAAAAACAAUAUUAGUAUUUAAACAAGAAUCUGGUAUAAAUGGUGUCUCAGUAAUAUUAAAAGCAUCCUCAAUAAGAGAAUUAAAAGCUGCUAAAAGAAUAUUAAAAUUAAUGACAUUAGCACGUUACUCAUCCAAACUUGAAAUUGCUUUACUUGAAAUGUUUAAUACAAAGCCUAUUACAAUUUCUUCAUCAAUAACACCAGCCAAAUGUCUUACAUGUCAAUUAAAUUUAAUGGAUUUAGAUUAUAAUGCUAAAAAUGGUUUUUUACAUGAAAUUAAUUAUUGUCAUAUAGGAUGGUCUCCAUUUAUAUCUGUUGGUCCACCAUAUAUGGAAACUAAACGAGGACAAUCAUCAGCUAUAAGACAAUAUCUAAAAGAUAAUUUAUUUCCCAUUGGAAAUGAAAGUGACUAUAAAAUUUUGGCUGAAGAUGAAGAUAAAAAAGAAAAUGAUUUGUUUGAAUGUAAAAAAAAAUUCAAAUUAUUGGAAGAAGAAAUUGAGGAUAAUUUUCAACAUUUUUUUGUAAAAGAAAAAAGUUUAUUAAUUGAGGAUGUAGAUGAUGACAUGAGUUCUUAUAGAGCUGUCUCAGCAAAAAUAUUCAAAGACCGUUGUGAAAAAAAAAGAAUAAUGGAGAAAGAGUUGAUGGAGAGGCAGGUUCAUCUUGCUGAUGAUGCAAAUAGUCCACUGAGAAUUCUCCAAGACAGUGAUGUUUUUAAUCCUGAAAAUCAUCAAAGAAUAUCUUAUCUUUUUGGGUCAUUUACCAAAAAAUCAUCCAACCCCUUUUUUUGUGUCUUACCAUAUGUAUUAAAAAUGGAAUUUUAUUCACAACAUGAUAUGUGUCUUGGAAUGUUUUUGUCUAAAUAUUGUUUUAAUGAUGAUUAUAAAUGUUAUGAUCAAAAUUGUUCAGUUCCAAUGAUAGAUCAUCAAAGAAAAAUUGUUCAUAGAAAAGUACGAAUAGAAAUAAUAAGUCAAAAGUAUGUUCAGUCUAUUGAAGAUAUAAAUUUAUCUAAAGCAACAACAUCUGCUUUUAAUCAGGAAAAUGUAAUUCUUUGUUGGCAACAUUGUCCAACUUGUAUUGUAUCUUCUGCUGCCACACCACUACCACAUGAAGUUUGGCAUUUAUCAUUUGCUAAAUAUAUAGAAUAUUUGGCAAAUUCUAUCAAUUGUGUAAAUCUUUCAACAUCACAAAAUUCAAAAAAUUCAUGUAAUCAUUGUUCAUUUCAUGAUCAUCAGCAUUUCUUUGCCUACAAUGAUUAUGUAACAUCUUUCAAAGUUUAUCCAAUUAAACCAUUUCAUGUUCAAUUUUCACCUAUUAUAUGUUUAAUUGAACCAAGAUUUGUUUCAAUUUCUGGUUUAGAAUUAGAAUAUAGAAAGGUAGAUUCAUUGGCAAAAGAUGUAUUUGAAAAAAUUAAUGAAAAUUUAGUAAAAUUAAAAUUUCAUCCAAGUGGAAUUCGUUUUCAAUUAGUACAUGAUACUUUAAAGGCAUUCCUUGAAAAAAUAGAAGUUGAAGUUAAUGAAGCAUUACAACGUAUAAGUACAAAUAAUAUAUUUCAAUCAAAUAAUCCUGUUAUGUCAAAUAAUAGUGAUGUUUUAAAAAUUAAUGAUUUAUUAAAUUGGUCUAAUCAUAAACUAUAUGAAUUAACUACAUUAUGGAAUGAUGAAGUGGCGAAAAUUAAUUCUCAAAGUAAAUCACUCAAAAAAAGUUCAUCUUCAAUAAAUACCAAUACUGAAGAUAAUACAAUAAUAACAACAGUUUCAAGUGGAAAUUUAUCAGUAUCUUCUACAGAUACAAAUACACCACUGGAACUUGUAACAAUAUAUGAUCCUUUUCCUGAAAAUAUGCAUUUAUCAUUACCUCAAACAAAAGAUAAUGUUUGUAUUAUUGUUAAAGAUUUAAUUAGUAAAAAAGAUUCAGUAAAACCAGAUUAUGGAUCAAUCAUUGCUUAUACUUUAGCAUCAAAUGAAUAUAAAGAGGAAAGGAUAAAACUUAGACAUUUAAAAAAUUGUAUGGACACUCCACUAAGUUUAAAAAUUCCAGAGUCACAAAAUAAAGAAGAAGUUUCAUCCAGAAAUAACGAAGUUCACCAUCAAAAAAAUCAUAUCGAUAUAACCUUUGAAGAUAUAAAUGCAUCAUACUUUGUUAAUGUUUACUAUGCUGAACAUUUUCAAAUGUUGCGUAAAAUUUGUUUUGCUGAUGGUGAAGAUAUGUUUAUAAGAAGUUUAUCAAGUACAACUAUGUGGAAACCACAAGGUGGAAAAAGUGGUUCAGAUUUCUAUAGAACAGAUGACAAGAGAUUUGUAUUUAAAGAAAUGGCAAAACCAGAAAUAGAUUUCUUUUUAACAUUUGCCCCUAAAUACUUUGAUUACAUUUAUAAUUCUAUUACAGAAAAAAAAAUUACAUGUUUAGGAAAAAUAUAUGGAGUUUAUCGUGUUUGUUAUAAAAAUAAAAAAACAAAUUCUCAAUAUAAAAUGGAUAUUCUUGUUAUGGAAUACCUUUUUUACAAAAAAAAUAUAAAACAAUAUUGGGAUUUAAAAGGUUCAUUAAGAAAUAGAAAAGCAUAUCCAGAAAAACAUCACGCUAAAGAUCAAGUUUUACUAGAUGAAAACUUUGUUAAUAAUUUAUGGAAUAAUCAAUUUUACGUUCAUCCUCAUGCAAAAGCAGCUUUAACACAAGCUAUAGAUAAUGAUUCCAAAUUUUUGAGUGCACAAAAAAUUAUGGAUUAUAGUUUACUAGUUGGGGUAGAUUCAGAAAAUGAUGAAGUUAUACUUGGUAUAGUAGAUUAUAUGCGCCCAUAUACAAUAGAAAAACAAAUUGAAAGUGCGGUAAAGAAAGCAGCUCUACCAGGAAACCAAUUACCAACAAUUAUUAAUCCAGAAGACUAUAGAGUUCGUUUUAUGGAAGCUAUUAAUAAUCAUUAUAUUCAUGUUGCACCUGACCAAUGGACAGGACUUGCUUCAAUUUCUGGUUUUUAA